Messenger RNA from Cryptococcus amylolentus CBS 6039, 795 nucleotides. RefSeq lists its product as hypothetical. Bases 1 to 795 code for a protein of 264 amino acids. The record is from RefSeq and is a predicted model, not a curated record. The transcript has 8 exons. NCBI's taxonomy places the organism in Eukaryota, Fungi, Basidiomycota, Tremellomycetes, Tremellales, Cryptococcaceae.
AUGGCUCCAUUUCCAAUAGACCUCGGGGGAGUUGGCGAUGCUGUAGGAGGGGCAGCCGAUACAGCAGUAAACGGUGCUACUGGCGCCGUCGAGACAGCUACAGACAAGGGUGCUGGAGCAGUGGCGACGGCGACUGAUAAAGCAGCAGGGGCGGUCUCGACAGCUACCAGCGCAGCUGGCGAUGUCGUAGAUGGAGCAAACAAGACGGCCGCGCUGUUGAAAUGGCUAGACAAGAUACAGGAUUAUAUCGACAAGAUUGAAGGAUACUGGGACGAAUACAAAAACCUGAUCAUAUUCAUCUUUGCCCUUAUCCAAGAUUUGGAAAAGCAGCAUGGGGAUCUGAAGAAGGGCUGGUCGGAUCCGACGUACAUGGCGCGAGCGUGUGGGCGGCACGAGUUGCCGGAAGAACCGAUGGCGAGGGCGCGGUGGCAUUGGUGGGGGCAUGAAGACGGGUAUGUGCACCGGGUCGUGGUCGGUAUAACAGACUGCCUGGGGACGACGAUCGACAAGGAGAAGAGGUUGAUGAAAGAAAUGAGCUCUGCAGCUGGGAGAGAUGAGCAUUUCCGAAAGCUGAUGGAGCGGGCGAGCGCGGCGAAAGGGAGGAUGGCGGUGGAGGGAGAGGAAAUCAAGGCGAGGAUCAAUAGGGAGUGGGCGGAGAGGAAGGAGAUGGGGCAUUUGCUGGAUAGAAAGCUGACGCGAGCCGAGAUGAGAUUGUUGGCAAAGGCAGAGAAACGAUUAGCAAACAAGAUGGACAAGGAGGGAUGGGCACGAAAAGCCGAGAGGAAAGGGAGGUAG